AUGGGUGCUUCACGAGGCGACUCUCUCCUCCAACAGGCCGACAAAAAGGCCUCGUCGUCCACAGGCUGGUUCUCCUCCUCGUCGUCCAAGUGGGAGGACGCAGCAGACCUCUACCAGCAAGCCGGUAACGCGUACAAGGUCGACGGACGGUGGACCGAGUCUGGCAAGGCGUUUGAGCGCGAGGCCGACUGCCGCCUCAAGGCCGACGAGAAGAAUGACGCCAUGAACGCAUUCUACAACGCCUCGAAGAGCUACAAGAAGACCGACCCCAUGGCUGCCGUCAACGCGCUGCACAAGACCAUCAAGCUGGUCACCGAGGCCGGCAACUUCCGCCAGGCCGCCGACCGCGAAAAGGACAUUGCCCAGAUCUUUGCCCAGGACGGUCUCGACAUUGGCCGUGCGCGCGACUCGUACCAGCGUGCCGGUGACUGGUACAAGCAGGAAGACGCCAACGCCACUGCCAACCAGUGCUACCAGCAGGCUGCCGAGCUGUCCGCCGAGCUGGGCGACUUCCCCACCGCGUUGCAGCUGUACAAGACCGUCGCCGACUGGUCGCUCACUUCCCCCUUGACAAAGUACUCUGUUAAAGAGUACUUUUUGCGCGCCGUCCUCUGCUGUCUCGCCAUGGGUGACUUGGUGCUUGCCCAGCGCUCGCUCGACGAGUUUGCCCAAAAGGACGUCACCUUCCCCUCGACCCGCGAGUCCAAGUUCGCCAAGGAGCUCGUGGACGCGUGCGACGAGGCAGACAUUGAGCGCUACACCGCCGCCGUCUUCCAGUACGACCAGGUCACCAAGCUUGACAACUGGAAGACAAACAUCCUCCUCCGCGUCAAGAAGGCCCUCGAGGAGGACGAGGGCAACCUCACGUAA
This is a messenger RNA of Apiotrichum porosum, 870 nucleotides long. RefSeq names its product vesicular-fusion protein S17 (gene SEC17). Gene Ontology annotation, biological process: intracellular protein transport; SNARE complex disassembly. Gene Ontology annotation, cellular component: vacuolar membrane; SNARE complex. The record is from RefSeq and is a predicted model, not a curated record. Gene Ontology annotation, molecular function: soluble NSF attachment protein activity; syntaxin binding. Lineage: Eukaryota; Fungi; Basidiomycota; Tremellomycetes; Trichosporonales; Trichosporonaceae. The transcript has 2 exons. The coding region runs from base 1 to 870 and encodes 289 amino acids.